GCGGGUCGAAGUUCAAAGCGUCAGCUCGUUCUGUUUCCUGGAGGAAUCGAACGCCAUGUGAAAAUCAAAACCUGCUCUCUUGCCCUGGAGGUGAUUGAGGAGCUGUGCUAUGAGAUGGGUUUACACAGGCUGGAGGCCAUGGAGGAAUACGCCAUAUUUUUAGUCACCAACAGAGGUCAGAAUGUGCGUCCUCUGAACAAACACGAGUACAUCCUGGACGUUGCGACGGAGGCCGAGGUGGUCGACACCGACUACAGCUUUUGGUUCAGACGAGUCGUCUGGACUCAACCGCUCAAGUUUGAGAAUGAGCUGUGUGUGGCGAUGCAUUAUAACCAGAUCCUGCCGGAUUACCGUAAAGGCCUUCUGAAUGUUCUCCCACAUGGGAAAGUGAGCGAUCAACAGUUCCACCAGAUCUCCAAACUGGCAGCUUUGCAGCAAAGAGCCAAAGACAUCAUCUUCAUCCCCAGCAU
Paralichthys olivaceus (Japanese flounder) is the source of this 470-nucleotide messenger RNA. The record is from RefSeq and is a predicted model, not a curated record. Lineage: Eukaryota; Metazoa; Chordata; Actinopteri; Pleuronectiformes; Paralichthyidae.